Messenger RNA from Hypoxylon trugodes, 1426 nucleotides. RefSeq lists its product as uncharacterized. The transcript has 2 exons. The record is from RefSeq and is a predicted model, not a curated record. Lineage: Eukaryota; Fungi; Ascomycota; Sordariomycetes; Xylariales; Hypoxylaceae. Bases 420 to 1352 code for a protein of 310 amino acids.
CGACCCACCGUCAUACCAUUCGUUGGUCUUGGGGGGUUGUCUUCGUGUGGACCCCAUGUCUCAUAGUCUUCGUUCUAAGAUAUCGAGCUGAUAUCCAUCUUUCACUUCCUUUUCUCUUCUUUUUUUCCCUACUAUCCAUAACUAUCUCUUAAUCGAAACAAAACAUAGCCACCUUUCCCUUCUAGUGGGCAGGUCCCUUUUACUCUCUUUUCUUGCUAGAUCUCUGUCCCGAUCGUCGCUAUUCGAAUUUUUGAGUUCCUCGCUCACAGGAAAAUCCAAAAUCCACGACAGUGCUACAAGAGGGGCAGGUUCCAUACGUUCUUUACCGCUAUAGUAUACCCUUCGACCGCCGGCCGGCUAAUUCACGUUGAAAUUAUAUUUAUUCAAAUACUUAAUUAAGAGGAAGAAGUCUUGUCAACAUGGCUUGGAGAAACGUUGUUCUAGCAUCUUUGUUUGCCUCAUCGGCUCUCGCUAGUGUCGAACACGCUAUGGGAGGUAUGUUCGAACCGCGUGCGACGAGAUUGGAAACGAGAUUCGACGAACGAGAUGGCGAUGCAAUAGAGCGACGGCAGCAGACUUCGACGACAGCGGAUACGAAUAUGACACAAUGGAACACAGACACUUCAGCAGCUUGCAUGUCAGCACUAUCUCAACUUACCGCUGCGUCCAAUCCCUCAGGCACAGCGGUAUGCUAUAACUUAUUCAGUCUUGACCAAAACGCCGGUACAUUCAUGGCAGAUUUACGGCUCUUCCAAUUAUCAACACCUUUUGGGGACUUUGAAGGCAUUCCUCCACAAGAUAUCUCGGUCGGACUUCAAUACAAUGGGGCUUCAGUUUCUCCAGUCAGUCAAGGGAAUCAAACUGAGGCUCCUCCAACCAAGCGACAGAAUUCGUCGCCUACUCCUCUCCAGACAUAUAUGUUUGUGGGUCAAAUAGAUAAGGCUCAGAUGGCCCAACCCAUGACAAUGGGUGUAUUGGAGGCUUUGGUUAUGCCCACUGUCACGCUCACAGGGAAAAACCUAGCCGGUCAGCAAGUUAGUACGAACGUCUCUUCAAAUGAGGCUGCCUUUGUCAAUGGCAUCUUUUCGGAUCAAGUUGUCAUGUCGGACUUUUCACUUGCUUCAUUGGCAGUCGACGAUAUGACGAACCAAUUACACAACGGCACAGUCGCUUUCGUAUUACCCGGAGUUAAUAUUCUAAUAUUCCCGGUUGGCCUUGUCCUUGUUGGUAUUUGGUUAGUAAUUGGUCUUGGUUUCUAUGGAUUUGGUACCUACGAGCGAUACAACUACCGAGAUCAAUACAGGAGUAGAAAGGCAAGGACUGACGGCAAACCCGCUUAUUCGAGAAUAUGAUCGAUCAACUUCAUAUUCAUUGGUGUGUGAUUUGAUACAUGGUGUUUGGUGGAUGCCGUCGACUGGUGCGGAUU